Molecule: messenger RNA, 1458 nt
Organism: Phycomyces blakesleeanus NRRL 1555(-)
Lineage: Eukaryota; Fungi; Mucoromycota; Mucoromycetes; Mucorales; Phycomycetaceae
Product: Homeodomain-like DNA binding domain-containing transcription factor
Exons: 2
Coding region: 200-1027 (275 amino acids)
Source: RefSeq, a predicted model, not a curated record
ACCUGUUGCUUUACUUUUUCUGACUUUACAAACCCAAAAAAAAAAGCUUAAAAAAAUAAUAUUAUAAAGAAUCCUAAUAAUUCUUUCUUGCGCUCUCAUUCUCAUUCACUCUACACACUCGUACUCGUACUUAACCUCUCAUAUCUUAUACACACUCACGCAUUCACUUCUAUUUCACCACUCUAACAAAUAUCUGAAAAUGAACAUUGCUGACAUGCUAAACCCAUCCGCAGUAGCCGAUGAUACGCCAACCUUCAAGCAGACCUGCUUUCAAUUGACCUCUCCUCCACACUCUCCCACCCACAAAACGAAAGAAAGAGCGUACUCUCUUUCUGCAGCCAGCAUAAAUGGCAAGGCACGCAGUCGGUUCUCCGACCUUGAAGACACCAUUAUAUGCGAUGGCGUUGCAAACGGACUGACAUGGGGGCAGAUCUCGAGACAACUUCCACACCGAAAGAGAGCAACUUGUUUUAAUCGAUAUAGAACAUUGCAAGGAAUUCGCAAGUCACGCAAGUCUCUUCUUUUACUUGACUCAGAUCAAGAACCUACGACCACAACCACAGCGAAUACUAUCGCAGCCAUAACCACAACUACAGCCACAGUCACCAAUACAAACGUACCUACAGCAACAGGUACAGCAACAGGUACAGCAACAGGUACAGCUACAUCUACAGCUACAAGACCAUUUGUGCGUCACUCCUUGUCUCCAUCUUCACUGGUAUCGGGAUUCUCGCCUUCAUCGGUUGGCUCUUGGCUACCAAUCACUCCGCCAAGCCGAACAUUUGAAGACAAUGAAUUGCCCUCUCUAAAGAAAGAUGGCCACGGCUUACAACGCAGUCUAUUCGGCGAUCUCAGUUCCGAAAACGCCCCUUCACACCGCCCCCAACACAAACCCAUUUCUGGACAGCAAAAACUAUCCAAACCCUUCCGUUCGUCACUCAUCCACCCCUUUGUGACCUUUCCGCUUAGUAAACACACCAGUCCACCAUCGUCUCCAAUCCCUUACUACAGACGUUUUUCAUCUUAACAUAUAUAUAUAUAUACAUACAUACACUUCUUUACUAGGCUGGUUGACCAGGUCUUUCUCUGUACAGAAAAAAAAACUUAACAUCCACAAAUACCCUACUCACAUAUUAUUAUUAUUAUUAUUUUUCUUUAAAGAAAAACACACCCACCCACUCACCAACCCACAUACACACACUUUCAUUUACAUUUUCAUUUUCAUUUUCAUUUUCAUUUUCAUUUUCAUUUUCAUUUACAUUUACAUUUACAUUUACACUUACACUUACACUUACAUUUACACUUACAUUUGCACUUACAUUUACAUUUACAUUUACAUUUACAUUUCUGUUCCCCUUGAUAUUCUUUUAUGUCUCAAUUGUUAUGUAUCAUAAUUCAGUAAUUUAUAUAUAUAUAUAUAUAUACAUAUAUUUUUUUUAUUGAAAAAGAACAAGAUUC